Racocetra persica is the source of this 384-nucleotide messenger RNA. NCBI's taxonomy places the organism in Eukaryota, Fungi, Glomeromycota, Glomeromycetes, Diversisporales, Gigasporaceae. The record is from the annotation of a GenBank genome assembly.
AUGUCUCAAUCUUCAAGUAAUUCUGAUUUUGAAACUCAAGAAUCGGCUGAUAAAAAAGUAAAAAAAGAAUGUGUAGAUUUUACAUGGUUCAGAGAGAACGAAAACACAAACUUUCGAAGACCGAUCAUGUUUCCUGAUGAUGAAAGACACAUAACCGAAUACAUUCAAAUCAAGUUGAGCAAUAAGCAAAAUGCUCUUCUUGAUAAAGAACGUCGAGAAUUUCUUAAGCAGCAUAAAUUUGUUCUCGAUAAGGCCAAUAUCGUUGAAGAAACCACCAAAGAAUUUUUAUUAGAAUUAUUUUACCCCGAAGCAAAAUUAGCAAACAUUAAAUUUAAGAACAGUUAUUUUUUUGAUUUACACAAAUGUAAUAUUGAAAUUUGUUAA